GUCGGUGUGAGUGUGUCAAAAAUGGAGACUGAAUCUUGUUGACUGGAUGUCAAUACAGUAAAGUUAGUUCGAUAAUUGUCCAAAAUACUGCGUUAACAUGUCGUCCUUGCAUUUACCAAGGGUGGUUAGUCAAAGAGGGAAGAGUUCUUUGGAAGUUGAACGUGAAAACUUUGAAAAAAGACAGGCAGUGGCAAUCAACAAGGCUAUCAACAGUCAAGAAACCCCAGUCAAAGAAAAACAUGUUCGAAACACAAUCCUUGGUACCUUCCAAGACAAUGGCGGAGGGAUGUUCUGGACCGUCGCUACCAAACUCCCUGUUCAGGGAAACCCCAUCGUGUGCUGGAAAUUUCUUCAUGUUCUCCACAAGAUACUUCGAGAUGGACACCCAAAUGUCAUUAUUGAUUCCAUGAAGUACCGGAGUCACCUGACAGAUCUGGGAAAGUUAUGGGUAAGUAGUGCCAGGGACUGUCUCAGUGCAGCAAGCUUGUGA
Molecule: messenger RNA, 490 nt
Organism: Haliotis rubra (blacklip abalone)
Lineage: Eukaryota; Metazoa; Mollusca; Gastropoda; Lepetellida; Haliotidae
Product: huntingtin-interacting protein 1-like
Exons: 4
Coding region: 98-490 (130 amino acids)
Biological process (GO): actin filament organization; clathrin coat assembly; endocytosis
Cellular component (GO): actin cortical patch; clathrin-coated vesicle
Molecular function (GO): clathrin-cargo adaptor activity; actin filament binding; phosphatidylinositol-3,4-bisphosphate binding
Source: RefSeq, a predicted model, not a curated record